This is a messenger RNA of Nelumbo nucifera (sacred lotus), 2088 nucleotides long. Its product is annotated as cell division cycle 20.1, cofactor of APC complex-like. The record is from RefSeq and is a predicted model, not a curated record. Lineage: Eukaryota; Viridiplantae; Streptophyta; Magnoliopsida; Proteales; Nelumbonaceae. Gene Ontology annotation, cellular component: anaphase-promoting complex. Gene Ontology annotation, molecular function: protein binding; ubiquitin ligase activator activity; anaphase-promoting complex binding. Gene Ontology annotation, biological process: positive regulation of anaphase-promoting complex-dependent catabolic process; positive regulation of ubiquitin protein ligase activity; anaphase-promoting complex-dependent catabolic process.
GCUCACCGGACAGUCUCAAACGCGCUCAAAGAUCAGCAGAGAUCACGAAAUCCUUCAAUCAUCUCCAUCGUUUUGUUCUCUGUUACAUUCUUUAUUUGGGUUUUCUUUGGUUUCAUCUCAUCUGGUUUGGUGUUUUGCAGGCUUCAUUCUUUGCUUUCUUCAAUUAUUCGUUCUGCAGGUGCUUUCUUUCCUUUUUUUUUUCUUUUCAUCACAAUGGAUGCAGGUUCUUUCAAUUCUCCGAGCAAAUCUCAAUCUAGAAACCCCCUUCAAGAGCAGCUCCUUCAAAGGAGAAACUCGCGUGAAAAUUUUGACAGAUUUAUCCCUAAUCGAUCCGCAAUGGACUUCGAUUUCGCUCAUUACAUGCUUACAGAGGGGAGGAAGGGGAAAGAAAACCCCCUUGCAAGUUCUCCUGCGAAAGAGGCUUAUCAGAAGCAAUUGGCAGAGGUUUUCAACAUGAACAGAACCAGGAUUCUUGCUUUCAAGAACAAGCCACCCACACCCGUCGAGCUGGUACCUCAUGAAAUGUCGUCUUUUCUUCCCCAAUCAAAACCCAUAAAGCCUCGAAGGCACAUUCCUCAGAGCUCAGAGAAGACACUGGAUGCCCCUGAUAUUCUGGACGAUUUCUACUUGAAUUUACUGGACUGGGGUAGCAGUAACGUUCUGUCAAUUGCUCUUGGGAACACUUUAUAUUUGUGGGAUGCCACAGAUGGAUCCACUACUGAACUUAUGACGAUUGACGAUGAGAAUGGUCCAAUUACAAGUGUUCGAUGGGCUCCCGAUGGACGACACAUUGCCAUUGGCCUUAACAAUGCCGAUGUUCAGCUUUGGGAUACAGUAGCUAAUCGAAAGCUAAGAACUCUGCAAGGUGGGCACCGAGCUAGAGUGGGUUCACUCGACUGGAACAAUCAUAUCCUGACAACCGGGGCAAUGGAUGGUUUGAUCAUCAACAAUGAUGUGAGAGUAAGAUCUCAUAUUAUUGAAACCUACAGAGGACACCACAGAGAGGUUUGUGGGCUGAAAUGGUCGGCAUCAGGCCAGCAGCUAGCGAGUGGAGGAAAUGAUAAUCUGCUCUACAUAUGGGAUCGAUCAGUGGCAUCUUCAAAUUCUCCUACCCAGUGGCUGCACAGACUUGAAGACCACACAGCUGCCGUAAAAGCUCUUGCCUGGUGUCCUUUCCAGGGUAAUUUGCUUGCUUCUGGAGGAGGAAGAGGAGAUGAGUGCAUAAAAUUCUGGAACACCCACACAGGUGCAUGCUUGAACUCAGUGGACACAGGCUCACAAGUCUGUUCUUUGCUGUGGAAUACAAAUGAGCGUGAACUGCUGAGCUCUCAUGGGUUCACCCAGAAUCAACUCACCCUCUGGAAGUACCCAUCCAUGGUGAAGAUUGCAGAGCUUACUGGGCAUACAUCAAGAGUUCUUUUCAUGGCUCAGAGUCCAGAUGGCUGCACAGUGGCAUCCGCAGCAGCUGAUGAAACAUUAAGAUUUUGGAAUGUUUUCGGGAAUCCUGAGGUGGCAAAACCUACAUCCAAAACGAAUUCCGAGCCAUUUUCUAAUAUAAAUCGCAUCAGGUGACGAUUCAUCAUUGGUGACCUGGGAGAAAUUGGAGGUUGUUUUCUGCUACACGAUUUCAGAUUUUCAGGUAUAAACAAACUUUCAGUUAUAAUUAUUAUUUGGUCCUAAUUUCUUUUCCAAUCUGGUUGUUCUUGCAGGUAAAUUCCUAACAGUUUGUUAGACUCUAUAAUUAUAUACUUGUAUAUUCUUCCUCUUCUUCUUCUUAAUUUAUGUUUUUCCUUAUUUUUCUCCUUAAUUCCCACUAAUUCUGAAAGCUUUUUUUUUUUUUUUUUUUACAUAUAUUCAAGUUUUCAAGGUAUAUUUGAUCUUUCAAAAGGCUCUAAAGUAGAUUUUUUUUUUUCUCUUUUUUCUUCCAUCCUUUCUUUUUUGAUUGACUGAACAAUCUAAUCUCUCUGGUUAGAAAUCCUCAUUGUAUUUGAAGAAUUGACAAACUAGAGAAGGGCAUUGUAAAUCCAAUCAAAUUACAUUUACAUAUUGAUUGUAACUUCAUUAUCAAUAAAUUAAAUUAUUUUUCUU